Molecule: messenger RNA, 2138 nt
Organism: Acyrthosiphon pisum (pea aphid)
Lineage: Eukaryota; Metazoa; Arthropoda; Insecta; Hemiptera; Aphididae
Product: splicing factor 45
Exons: 8
Coding region: 624-1838 (404 amino acids)
Biological process (GO): alternative mRNA splicing, via spliceosome; mRNA cis splicing, via spliceosome
Cellular component (GO): precatalytic spliceosome
Molecular function (GO): RNA binding
Source: RefSeq, a predicted model, not a curated record
AUAAGAGAUUAAACUUUUCUAGAAUAUAUCUUGCAUUAAAGGGAAAUAUCAAGAGUUUAAUUGGACGUGUUUAAGUAUUUAUGAGAUUUACCAUGUCUUUUUAAGGGAUAAUUCGACGAUAUUUUAUUGAAAAUGUACUCUGUUCUAGGAUAGGUACCCAUAUCGUUCUUCAAAGGAAAAUGUCAUGGAACUUACGAGAUGUCACAUCUCAGAUGUGUAUUGUGUAAAAGAUUCUAUUUGAAGAUUUAUAUGUGCAUAAUAAUUAAUAACCAAUUAUAUUAAUUGUGUAUAAUAUUUAUUAUUUUGAACUUAUAAUAAUUAUUAAUAUUAUUCAUUGGUAUUAUCUAUGAAUAUUAUCGACGGUAUUAUCUAUGUGUACAACAAAAUAAUUGCUGUACAUGAUAAGCCAAACAAAUUGUUUUAUCAUGCUGCUGUAUUUUGUGAUUGCAACAAUUUACAAUAAUAUUGAAUAAUAAAUGAUUACCAUUUAGUAUUUAAAAUAUAGGUAGUUAUUGUUUUAUGUUUACUUUUGUGUUUCUUUUUUUGUGUAAAUAAUUGUUCUCAAGUCUCAAUUGAACACGUAAUUUUUUGUUUAAAAUUAGCUAACUGACGAAAAGUCAAUAAUGUCUUUGUACGACGAUUUCGAUGUCGUUAAACAAAAAUCUGACGGCUGGUCUUCGGGCAUGAAGCUCUUCCAGUCGCAAAUGCAGUUGAAAAAAGCAGCUCUAACUCAGCCAAGAAGAGAAGCAACUCGUAAAUCCACAUCAGUUUUAGCACCAGUAAUUGAUUUAAAGAAAAAAGAUGAUGACGAAUCCAUGUUUGACCCAGGACUUGGCUUUACAAUUUUUCCCAUGGCCCGAGAAGGAAAAAAACCACAACGUCCGUCAUUUCCACCUAUGGAUUGGACUUUUGAUGGCAAUGAAUAUGACCCCAUGAUUCCCAACGAUUACGAAAGAGUUGUUAGAGAUUUAAGAGACAUGCGAGAUAAAGAAAAAGAAAAAGAAGAUGAUGAAAGACGAAAACGAAGAGAAGAGCGAAAUAAAAAUAGAGACCCUGGUUACAAUAUGAUGGAUUUACCAGCUGGCUUUACACCCAGCACGGAAGAAAGACGCAAAACAGGAUUUACCGGAUUUGGUGGACGUAAAGAUAGUGAUAGCGAAGAAGAUGAACCAAAACCCAUGAGUAGAAUCCCUGGUGCUGCGAUCGCUCCACCACCAUCAUUGCAGGAAUCAUUUGUAUCAUCACCUGGACCUCAACAGUCUUCUGGAAUUGGCAUGGGCAUGGGUGUUGCUGCUAAAAUAAUGGCCAAAUAUGGUUUUAAGGAGGGACAAGGAUUGGGGAAGAAAGAACAAGGUAUUUCAGUGGCUUUACAAGUAGAAAAAACAAGUAAAAGAGGUGGCAGGAUUAUUCAUGAGAAACCAGGUGGUAACGUUUCACCACCACCUAUGACUCCUAUGGCUGCUGUGAUACAAGAUGAUUUUGUAGCGCCUGCUCCACCACCUCCUAAACCUCUACAAAGUAUCACAGAAAUAAUGAAAGAACAAUCAAAGGUAGUACUACUACGAAAUAUGGUUGGACCUGGUGAGGUUGAUCAAGAUCUUGAACCUGAAGUAAAGGAUGAAUGCAACACUAAAUAUGGUGAUGUCAACAAAGUAGUUAUAUACGAAGUUCCAAAUGUUGAUCAUGAAGAAGCUGUACGGAUAUUUGUGGAAUUUAAACGUAUAGAAUCAGCAAUCAAAGCUGUUGUAGACCUAAACGGUAGAUUUUUUGGUGGUAGACAAGUAAAAGCUGGAUUUUAUAGUGCAGAAAAAUUAAAUAGCUAUCAGCUCCUCGAUUAAAACAAACUAUUUAAUAAUAUAAACAAUAAUUGCAUUGUAUAAUAAUUUUAAUAUAAUUGGACAAAUUUUUAACAAUAUUUUUCUGUAUAUAAUAGAUUAGGUUUUUUAUAUUAAUAUACCUAAUAAUAUGUAUGCCUCAGAUCAACCUGUAUUGCAAGACACCCUUGUUGCCGAUUAUAUUGAUGAUCUCAUGAAUUCAUGAUAGUCCUCUUAUAGCUAUGGUCAACUUACAACCUCAAUUGAAUCUUUUUUCUGUAUGGUACUCUAAAUGGAGAAUAAAAUUAAACCACAAAAAAUCUA